AAUAUUCCUAACCCUUGCUUGUUAUCUUUCAACAACUGAAGAAACGCAUAGAUCUGUAUUGGAUAUUUGAUUUGUUAAUUUCACGUGUUUUGAUGUCUCACUUGUUUCGUUGAUUUAUUAUAUAAUUUUUGUUUAGAGACGUCACUAUUUUGGGGCAUGGAUAAGCGUAUCUGCAAAACAUUUGGUUUUGGCUAAUGUGUUUGUCGCUGCUACACUAAACACAUCAUUUUGUGACUAUAAGUAAAGGAGACGAAAAGGAUUUGCGGCGAACAUUUCAAGUUGAUUUUUUACUAUGGUAAAAUGCAUUUCUUUUCUUUUCUUGUGAUCAACAGCUGCGUAUUUGGUCCUUGGUUGACCUCCGGUGUCUUUGUUGUUUCUGUAAUAUCGGUUAUACAUCCAGUUUUUGUUCUCUAAUUUUUUGUAGAGUCAUGCCACGGAAAUGAAGAACUCAUCCCACAAAAAUGAAGUUAGUUUUGUUCUGGCCUUCAUAUGGUCUUGACUUUUCACAUGAGCGUAAUGUCCAAUUAAGGUGGGUUUUCCGAUGUAGGGUGGUCGUGCAUCUCUAUCUACACUGGCACUGCCUUCUAAUUCUGAUGUAUGGUUUGUCGGUCCAGUAAUACUUUCCUACUUAAUGAACGAUCCUGCAUCACAUCUUCUUCUCUCUACUAUCGCGUCAACCUCCGUGUGUGGCGUGUGCUCAAGAGAGAAGAAGAGGAAGAAAAAGAAAAGCAUCUUCUUUGCUGCAACCUCUGUUUGUAGUAACUGCAGAUCCUGCAUAUUCCAUGUCUCCUAACUUGGACAGCCCCAUUAAGACCCAGAUGGCAGUUUCAAUCUUAAGUCGCACCACCAGCAGUGACUACCAUGGGAGUAGCCAAAGCGAAGGAAAACAAGGUGGACGGAGACGUGUGUUUGUCCAAACUGAAACUGGCUGUGUACUGGGUAUUGAACUGGAUCGUGGGGAUAAUGCCCACACCGUGAAAAGAAGGUUGCAAAUUGCUCUCAAUGUGCCUACUGAGGAGAGCUCCCUCACCUUUGGUGAUCUUGUGUUAAAAAAUGAUCUCAGUGCUGUCCGGAAUGAUUCCCCAUUACUUCUUACCAGGAAUGCCCUGCACAGAAGUUCCUCUACACCAUGCCUCUCUCCCACUGGAAAGGACAUUCAGCAUAGGGAUCGGAGCAGUCCAAUUGAAAUUUUAGUGUGCUCAAGCCGCUGCUCUCGCACCCGACAGCUGGUUAAGGAUGUCAUGAACGCUAUUAGAAAUGGCGUUGACCCUAUACCAGUUCACAGUGGGCUUGGUGGUGCCUACUACUUCAGGAAUGUCAGAGGUGAAUGUGUUGCAAUUGUGAAGCCUACAGAUGAAGAACCAUUUGCACCAAAUAAUCCUAAAGGUUUCACGGGGAAGGCCCUUGGGCGACCGGGCCUGAAAAGGUCUGUGCGAGUUGGCGAGACUGGAUUCAGGGAAGUUGCUGCGUACCUCCUGGAUUAUGAUCAUUUUGCCAAUGUUCCCCCAACAGUCCUUGUGAAGGUCACUCAUUCAGUUUUUCAUGUGAACGAAGGUGUUAAUUGCAAUACUAGUGGGAAGGCUGUUGACAAGAAGCGUAGUGCUGUCAGCAAGAUAGCAUCCUUUCAGCAGUUUGUUCCUCAUGACUUUGAUGCUAGUGAUCAUGGGACCUCCAGUUUUCCUGUUGCGGCUAUACACAGGAUUGGUAUACUUGAUAUUAGAAUUUUUAAUACUGACAGGCAUGGCGGAAACCUUUUGGUAAGGAAACUUGAAGGGGUGACUGGUAGAGUUGGGGCCCAGACGGAACUUGUUCCAAUCGAUCAUGGUCUCUGCUUGCCAGAGAGUUUAGAGGAUCCGUAUUUUGAGUGGAUCCACUGGCCACAGGCAUCAAUCCCUUUCUCUGAGGAUGAGCUCAAGUAUAUUGCUGACCUUGAUCCGGUCAAAGAUUCUGAGAUGCUUCGUAUGGAGCUGCCCAUGAUCCGUGAAGCAUGCCUUAGAGUUUUGAUCCUGUCAACUAUUUUUCUCAAGGAAGCAGCUGCAUUUGGGCUUUGCCUUGCAGAGAUUGGUGAGAUGAUGAGCAGGGAAUUCAGAGGAAUGGAAGAAGAGCCAAGUGAACUGGAAGUUGUGUGCAUUGAGGCAAGACAGUUGAUAGCAGAAAGAAUAGUAUUUUCUCCAGUAGCCAAUCCAAAUGAUGAUGAUGCGACUCUGUUUGACAUUGACUAUGAAGAAGCUGAUCUGGCAAUGCCAAAAUCACCAGCGUCUUAUGCUUUUGGACAAAGAGGCAGAAGCUCCAAAAACCCGCUGUCAAGAUUGGAGGAGAGUUUGGAGGAGCAGGAAGAUGAUGAGCACAUAGAAAGCAAUGUGAAGAGCACUUGCUGCCCAUCUGCCUGUGAAUGGCAUCCGCAUUUUUCAAAGCUGUCCACAUCUUUGAAGGGCAUAGCUCUUGCUGGAAAGAGUCAGCGAUGCCUGGUUGGUGCUCCGAGUGCUAAUUUUACUUGUAGUAAAAUUAAAAAUAGUGGUGGUGCUAGUAGGUCUCAGGUUGGUAAUAGUAGGAGUGCCAACGAACAGCUGCCUGCAAAUGUGAACUUUGUGAAGCUGGCUGACAUGGGGGAGGAGGAGUGGUCAGCAUUCCUGGAGAAGUUCCAGGAGUUGCUCCCAGGUGCAUUCCGUAGUCGGAAAUGUGGUGCUGCUGGCCAGAGGCAGAAGCAGAGGUUGGGCACUUCUUGCCAGUUUUGAGUAGAAGGUAGAAAAGGCAGGGUUGACGGCUGGUUUGCAGUCCAGUAGCGGUUGUUUGUGUGAGCCCUUUUCUAGUCGGGGUAAAGAAUAGAGAAGGGGAGAUUGCUGAAUAAAGAUGUUUAGAGGAUUAUGGUAUGUCGAAGGGAAGUGGAUGUGCGUCUUGUGGUUGUGCUGCCUCUGUAUAUAUGUUUUAUGGUUUUGUUUAAAUGUCUGCUACUCGAAGAAGGUAUUCUGAUAUCCUGCAUGUAUGCCGCGUACCUGAAGAAGAAGAAAAAAAAAAUACUUUCAGCAAUAAAAACGUAAAAUAGCUGUAUGUAAA
Musa acuminata AAA Group (dessert banana) is the source of this 3054-nucleotide messenger RNA. Its product is annotated as phosphatidylinositol 4-kinase gamma 6-like. The record is from RefSeq and is a predicted model, not a curated record. The transcript has 2 exons. NCBI's taxonomy places the organism in Eukaryota, Viridiplantae, Streptophyta, Magnoliopsida, Zingiberales, Musaceae. Bases 783 to 2735 code for a protein of 650 amino acids.